AUGCCGAAUGUAUUAAGUGUGGAAAGGAAAGAUAAUGCUUUUUGGACUUUUAUUGACAAAAAUGGUCGUCUAAAUAGUGGACUAAGCCUCAGUCAACAACUGGGAAAAUCGUCCAACACCGUAUGUGACUGGAUGAAUUUGUGUCGGGAUAUACCAGUGAAAAUGUUCGAAAAACGUAAUAAAUUUGGAGGACCUAAUAUUAUUAUACAAGUCGACGAAUGUUUGUUAAGAGGAUCCAGAAAUAAUCAUAAAGGUCGAUAUCGACUUGCAGAUUUGCCGAGUGAAAACAUCGAAGACGAAAAUGAAUUCCCUCUUGAAAAUGGAAAAAGAAAUUAUGGUAAACGAAUGGACGGUCCUUGGGUGUUUGGGUUAUGCGACGAUAGUGAGGGACGAUAUUUUGUUGUCGAAAAGCGGGACAAGCAAACUUUGCAUGAAUUAUUAAAUGAGAGGUUGUAUUGGGUUAUAUUAUAA
This is a messenger RNA of Rhopalosiphum padi (bird cherry-oat aphid), 471 nucleotides long. RefSeq lists its product as uncharacterized. Lineage: Eukaryota; Metazoa; Arthropoda; Insecta; Hemiptera; Aphididae. The record is from RefSeq and is a predicted model, not a curated record.